UUCUCAUAAAUAUGCACUUCAGUUCUUAGCUUCGUUUAUAAGACUCCAGCCCUUUCUGCUCUUCACUCUUUCUUCUUCCUCCAGCUUGAUUUUCGUCAAGGUUUAGAUCUCAGAUACAACAGCCAUGGCGGAGAAGGUGACAGUAAUGGUGCUGAAGGUAGAUUUGCAGUGCUACAAGUGCUGCAAGAAAGUCAAGAAAGUUCUCUGCAAAUUUCCUCAAAUAAGGGACCAGGUCUACGAUGAGAAAUCCAACACCGUGAGAAUCACAGUCGUUUGUUGCAGUCCGGAGAAGAUCAGAGACAAGCUUUGCUGCAAAGGAGGCGGAGCCAUCAAGAGCAUUGAGAUUCUUCAACCGCCGGCAAAACCCAAAGAGCCGGAAAAGCCUAAACCUGCACCGGCACCGGCGCCGGAAAAACCUAAAGAAGCAGAGAAGCCCAAACCUCCGCAGGAGAAGCCAAAAGAGGCAGAGAAGCCAAAACCGGCGCCGCCUAAGGAGGCUGAGAAGCCAAAGCCGGUGCUGGUAAAGCCCAAAGAGGCGGAGAAGCCAAAACCGGCGCCGGAAAAACCGAAAGAGGCAGAGAAGCCUAAAGCUCCGCCAGCUGCUGAUAAGCCAAAAGAGGCAGAGAAGCCUAAAGCUCCGCCAGCGGCAGAGAAGCCAAAGGAAAAGCCGCCGGAGCCCAAACCGGGGCCGGUCCCCGUUCCGGCAUUCCCGCCGCCGCAAGUGUUCCAAGCGUGUUGUGAGCCGUGCUACCAUGGUCAUGGUUGGGGAGCACCACCGCCGCCAUGCUACGAGACGUUCGGUAGGCCGGUGUUUGACAGCUGGGGCGGCGGCGGCGGCGCGUACAGGCCGUGUUAUAACGUCAACAGAUGUGAUUAUUUUUGUGAAGAGAAUUCUCAAGGCUGCACCGUUAUGUGAAUCAGUGUAAUUUCGUCAUCGUCAUCUUCAUCAUCAUCUCUGGUUCGCAAUAUCUGGAUCUGGGUUCAGUUUUUUUUUUUUUUGAAAAAAAUGAUCAUAAUAAUAAUGAGAAUAAUAUAGAAGUUUAUUGGGUACAUAUAUAUAUAAAAUAUAUAUAUAUAUAUGUACAGCAUGAGAAAAAUGGUUAAUAAAGUCUGCUGGUGGGAAAUUGGUUGUUCAUCA
Molecule: messenger RNA, 1138 nt
Organism: Carica papaya (papaya)
Lineage: Eukaryota; Viridiplantae; Streptophyta; Magnoliopsida; Brassicales; Caricaceae
Product: Heavy metal transport/detoxification superfamily protein
Molecular function (GO): metal ion binding
Source: RefSeq, a predicted model, not a curated record